This is a messenger RNA of Trichoderma citrinoviride, 846 nucleotides long. Its product is annotated as alpha/beta-hydrolase. The transcript has a single exon. The record is from RefSeq and is a predicted model, not a curated record. Lineage: Eukaryota; Fungi; Ascomycota; Sordariomycetes; Hypocreales; Hypocreaceae. Bases 1 to 846 code for a protein of 281 amino acids.
AUGCAAGAUGUCCUGUUCAAAACAACAACAGGCUCCACGCUGCAAUACUUCAAGCGCGGCAACGGACCCAUCAUGAUCGUCACGCCUCCCGCCUGGGGCCUUGGAACGAACUAUCUGCAGGAAGGGCUUACGCCGCUGGAACAAACCUUCACACUCAUCUACCUCGGGCUUCGGGCAAACGGCAAGUCUUCACGCCCGGCUGCAUCCGAAAUGUCAUGCUGGCAAAUCGCAGACGACAUUGAGUAUCUCCGCCAGGAACUAAAGCUCGAAAAGAUUUCCUACUUGUUGGGACACUCGGGAGGGGGAACCAUUGCCCUCUGGUACGGGAUCAGAUAUCCAGGCAAAGUGGACCGCCUGAUCCUUUUAAACCACCGCUUGGACGGAUUUGACGACAGCAAGUCGAUGAAAGAAAUCAUCGUCGAAAAGGCCAAGAAUUCCAAGAUGCACGCUCCACUCAAGGCCUGGACGACGCCCCAUGAGAACCUCACCGACGAGGAAUUCGCCCAAGUGAUUCGCUCCUUUCUUCCCAUCUACUUUUACGAUCCCGAUGCUUUUAAUCGGUCCAAGGAGCUGAGCAAUCUGCAAUCGGUUCCUCUGUGGAAUUACCAGACGGUAAAUGGGGCGGAUCGAGAAGCACAUCAGCAAGAGCUGGAACUUGGAAAGGUCACGGCCAAGACGCUCUUGGUUUCUUGUCGAGCGGAUCCGGUGUGCACGCCAGCGCAGGCGAUGGCGAUGCAAAGGGGGAUUGCGGGAUCGAAAUUGGUGAUAUAUGAUGAGUGUGGUCACUUUCCGUGGUUGGAGAAGGAAGACAUGUUCAAAGAUGUAAUUGACUUUUGCACUUCCUAG